GAAAAAUCUAAAAAUAAUAAGAACAUUUAAUUUAUGUAAGAAAUUUGUAGUAAAUAACAAACAUUCUCAUAUAUUAUGCAUAACUGAACAAAAAUGGGCACACGACUAUUACAACGAUUUCUUCCAAUUAUAAACAACGCCUUCAGAAGUCAUUCUAACCUUAACCGUCAUGGAGAGAGGAUUAUAUAUGCGCCGACAAGUUUUAUUGCAGUCAGAAACUAUGCAAAAGGUAAAGAUAAAGGCAAAGAAAAGAAAGGUAAAGGCACUAAAGUAGAAAUCAAUCCGGCAAUGAUGUCAGAAGUAGUUGAUGUUAAUAAGAUUCAGGAACGAUGCAAAGCGGCUAUCGAAAAAUUAAAAGACGAUUUCGCUAAAAAUUUAUCUCUCAGAUCCACAACGGGUUCAAUCGAAUCGUUGCCAGUGAAGUUUGAAGGAAAGGAAUAUGAACUCCAAGAGCUUGCACAGAUUGUACGUAAAAAUCCUAAAACGAUAGUAAUAAACUUUUCAUCCUUCCCGCAAGUUAUACCUGAUGCUCUUAAAGCUAUAAGUAAAUCAGGUUUGAACCUGAACCCUCAGCAAGAUGGUACAACACUGUUUGUACCUGUACCGAAAGUAACAAAAGAACACAGAGAAGCAUUAGCUAAAAAUGCAAAAGCUUUGUAUAUAAAAUGUAGAGAUUCCUUGAAGGAUGUGCAGAAUGACUUUAUAAAGAAAGUAAAAAAACAGACUGGGAUUUCAGAAGAUUUAGCAUUCAAUGUCACAAAACAAAUAACAGCCAUGUGUGAUGAUUAUCAAAAUGAGGCAAAAAGCAUUUAUGAAACUAAGCAUGUUGAACUUGUUGGUAAAUAGUUUUAAGAGUAAAUGUUGCCAGUUUAGAUUUAUUUUAUUAGAUAGAUAGCAAUAACAAUACUAUUUUACUUAUUAUGAAUCAAA
Messenger RNA from Papilio machaon (common yellow swallowtail), 930 nucleotides. RefSeq names its product ribosome-recycling factor, mitochondrial (gene mRRF1). Lineage: Eukaryota; Metazoa; Arthropoda; Insecta; Lepidoptera; Papilionidae. Gene Ontology annotation, biological process: translation. The record is from RefSeq and is a predicted model, not a curated record. Gene Ontology annotation, cellular component: mitochondrion. Bases 94 to 846 code for a protein of 250 amino acids. Gene Ontology annotation, molecular function: ribosomal large subunit binding. The transcript has a single exon.